AUGGUCGGGAAGCGUGACGAGCGCAAGAGGGUCAAGCCAGAGCAGUCCCAACAACAACAGCCCGCUACCUCCCGGCGCAGGGCCUGCGGCCUCAACGAUGCGGUACCUAGGUCCCCUCCCCCGGGCCUGAACUCCUCUCGGACCGAAAUAUUUCUCCAUAUCAAGGAGAAAGGCCUUCUCAAAGACCCCUACCCAAUGAGGAGUCCGCGCAAGCUCGCGGACCGCUCUAAAUACUGCCGUUUCCACCGGCAGCCCGGUCACGACACCGAGGAGUGUCGAGAAUUAAAAAGGCAAAUUGAGGAGCUCAUCCGCCGAGGGCACCUCGGCUCAUACCUUCGACCAGACAAGGAGCUCUCGCCACGCCCGGAGGGCCCCAUCGAGCGACACAUAGAUGUCAUAAUCAGCGGCCCGACGUCCGGAGGGAGUUCCAUGGCGGGCAGAAGGGCAUACGCCAGGGCCUCCCGGGCUGAAGAUUCCAAACCUGAAAAAGGCCCCGAAGUCACCUUCCCGACCGACGGACCUGAACUAGCCGAGCAUGACGACGCGUUGGUAAUAUCAGCCAGAAUCGCCAACAUGCAAAUCAGGAUGGCACCCGAAGAUCAAGAACAUACAGCCUUCCUCACCGAGCAAGAGAUAUAUUUUUACAAAGUUAUGCCGUUCGGGUUGAAAAAUGCCGGGGCAACCUACCAGAGGACGGUGAACCGGAUGUUCGCCCACCAGAUCGGACGAAACAUGGAGGUGUACGUCGACGACAUGAUCGUAAAGAGCCGAACGGCGGAGGCUCAUCCUUCCGACCUGGCAGAAACAUUCGACACUCUGCGGAGGUUCGGCCUGCGCCUCAACCCCGCCAAAUGCGCCUUCGGCGUAACCUCGGGAAAAUUCCUCGGAUUCAUCAUACACGAGAGAGGGAUCGACGCCAACCCGGAAAAGAUACAGGCCAUCAUUGACAUGCGGCCUCCUCGGACGUUCAGAGACCUACAGCGCCUUAACGGGAGGCUAGUCGCUUUAUCGCGUUUCCUCUCCCGAUCGGGAGAUCGCUGCCACUCAUUCUUCCAGGCCCUGAAGGAUCCGAAGAACUUCCGAUGGACGGCGGAAUGCGAGAGGGCCUUCGAGCAGAUGAAGCUACACCUGGCCAGCCUCCCUCGACUCGCUUCGAUCUCCCCGGGGGAGAAGUUGGGCCUCUACCUUGCCGUCUCCCGGCACGCGGUCAGUUCGGUUCUAGUCAAAGAAAUCUCCGGCGAUCAACUGCCGGUCUACUACGUCAGCCACAUGCUGAGCGGGCCAGAAGAACGCUACCCGCCGAUCGAAAAGCUGGCGGUGGCGCUCGUCCUGUCGGCACGGAAGCUCCGCCCUUACUUCCAGGCCCACCCGAUAGAGGUAAUAACUGAUCAGCCGCUUCGGCUUGUUCUGUCCAAAUUCGACGUUGCAGGGCGUCUCCUCAAAUGGGCAGUGGAGCUCGGCGAGCAUGACAUACAGUACGUACCUCGGACCGCCAUUAAAGCCCAGUCCGUGGCAGACUUCAUUGCGGAGCUGACCCCGAAUACAGGCGAAGAACUCGAGCCACCGCGUGACACGUGGACCCUCCACGUAGAUGGCUCGGCCAACGCAAAAGGCGCCAGCGCAGGGCUGGUACUGGUAACACCUGACGGCCGCUCGAUUGAGCGCUCCUUCCGCUUCGGGUUCAGGGCCACCAACAACGAGGCAGAAUACGAGGCUCUCCUGGCGGGGCUCCAGUUGGCACUAGAAAUGCGGGUGACCGACAUACGCGUCAUCACCGACUCACAGCUGGUGGCUAGGCAGCUCGACGGCGAAUACGAGGCCCGGGACCCGACUAUGGCGAAAUACCUAGCACAGGUAAGAAGCCUUGCCGCCAGGUUCACCCAUUUUGAAUUGUCGAAUGUUCCCUGGUGCGAGAACCAGCGAGCCGACACCCUGGCUAAACUGGCGUCCGGCCCGGCUCCCUGGGCUCGGCCCGAGACCGAAGAACUCCCCCGCCGAGCCAUAGAGGUCGUCGCCACCGUCGCUCACGGCGCGCCGGCCACUUGGGUACAGGAGAUGUUACGCUUCAAGCAGGACGGGACCCUGCCCGACAAUACAACUACAGCUCGGCGCUUGCGUCGGACACAGGCGUGGUACACCGAGGAAGGAGGACGGCUGUACAAGCGGUCCUUCUCGCGCCCCCUGUUGCGCUGCCUGGAGCCGAGCGAAGCCUGGACGGUUCUGUCCGAUAUGCACGAAGGGGCCUGUGGGGAACACAUAGGCGAACGAGCCCUGGCGCACAAGGUACUCCGACAGGGGUACUACUGGCCGACCAUGCGCCAGGACGCAAAAGCUCUCGUGCGGCGGUGCAGCUCAUGCCAGGAGCACGCCCGCACCGCCCGACGGCCGACGGUCCUAUUCACCCCCGUCGACUGUGCCUGGCCAUUUGCGCAAUGGGGACUAGACAUACUCGGGCCUCUCCCGCCCACCUCCGGCCAGCGGAAGUACAUCAUCGUGGGAGUGGACUACUUUAUCAGAUGGGUCGAAGCCGAGCCCCUAGCAACCAUCACGGAGUCGCAAGUGGAAAGGUUCGUGUGGAGAAACAUCAUAACUCGUUUCGGCCUGCCCCAGUCCAUCGUCACCGACAAUGGACCUCAGUUCGCCGGCAGGAAAUUCUAG
Messenger RNA from Musa acuminata AAA Group (dessert banana), 2658 nucleotides. RefSeq lists its product as uncharacterized. Gene Ontology annotation, molecular function: RNA-DNA hybrid ribonuclease activity; nucleic acid binding. Lineage: Eukaryota; Viridiplantae; Streptophyta; Magnoliopsida; Zingiberales; Musaceae. The coding region runs from base 1 to 2658 and encodes 885 amino acids. Gene Ontology annotation, biological process: DNA integration. The transcript is spliced from 2 exons. The record is from RefSeq and is a predicted model, not a curated record.